Messenger RNA from Colletotrichum paranaense, 4557 nucleotides. RefSeq names its product aconitate hydratase 1. The transcript is spliced from 7 exons. The record is from RefSeq and is a predicted model, not a curated record. Gene Ontology annotation, molecular function: zinc ion binding; aconitate hydratase activity; 4 iron, 4 sulfur cluster binding. The coding region runs from base 1 to 4557 and encodes 1518 amino acids. NCBI's taxonomy places the organism in Eukaryota, Fungi, Ascomycota, Sordariomycetes, Glomerellales, Glomerellaceae. Gene Ontology annotation, cellular component: mitochondrion; cytosol. Gene Ontology annotation, biological process: regulation of DNA-templated transcription; tricarboxylic acid cycle.
AUGGCUACACGGGCAAAUCCGCCCAAGAAGGUCCGGCUCGCCUGUCGUCGUUGUCGCACAAGGCGAAUAAAGUGCGACGGAGAAGUCCCUGCCUGCACGAAUUGCGCAAAAGCCGGCGAAACUUGCCUAGAUGUUGAUAGUCAGAACUCGCGUUUGUUGGUUCCUCGCAACUUUGCGAGCGCGGCACGUGCUAGAAUUCAAUGGCUAGAGGAAAUAAUCAAACAGCGGCUACCUGACGUCGACAUAGCAGGCGGUCCGCAAAUAGACGCGUUUCCGGACCCGAAAGGAUCGGGGGUCGUCGGAGGUGGAGACUACGAUGAGGACAAUAUCUCGACAUCGUCUCCCCGGUCCGGCCGCGGAUGUAGUCAACCGGUGCCGGUGGGAGGGACUAUAGUUCUGGGGUCGCAGCGAUCAGGCAGCCUCAAGCGUACCGCGGAGGCCGCGGGAUCCAACGACCACGACGAAGAGUUCCCGGAUCGUGCACACUCGGUCGCCAGGAACUUAGGGAUGCUAUCGCUCAACUCGGAUUCAGAUCAAAAGCACUAUCUGGGAUCAAGUUCCGGUGUUCUUUUCACGAAUCUCAUUGGGGCGUCUCCCUCAAGUGCGGGCUCAACACCGGUUGCUUUGAUUGAUGACGUCCAAGCCCAGGGACCAGCAUCUGAAUGGCACGACAGCACCAUCCCAAGCAACGUCUCGCAAGAAUAUAAUCGUGCCUUGCACGUGUGUCUACGGCAGGUUCGUAUGCAUCUCUUCUCUACUCAAGAGACUGCAGACUUCAUUUUCGUUACGAUAAAGCUGACGCUCGUCUACGCGCAGGAACUUCCAAGGAAAGAAGACGCCAUCAAACUCGUACACACCUACAUUCGUUGGAUACAUCCCGACUACCCAGUUUUAGAAGCGACAUCUCUACUGAGUGCCAUUGAGGCUCUUUAUGCGACUUUUGAAUGCUCGCUGGAAGAAGAUCCCUUGCCAAAUGGCUGGCCAAGUUCCGUUCAAGCGUUUAGGUGGAAUGGAUGGCAGGUCACCCCGAGCGAUCAAGGUAUGCAAGCGGUGCCUAUGCCCGUUGUUGCUUUUACCCUCUUCAUGGUGUUCAAUAUCGCAGCUAUCAUGAAGAUCAGGUCGCGGAUCUACGAGUUUCCUCCCGAAAGAUCCAUAUCAUCUAUUCAAGGCCGGCCCCUUGGCUUCCGCGACGAAACAUUCGAUAUUAUGAUGCCUGAGCCCCAAUUAUCACGCACAGGCAAUACGAACAGCCUCAACACGAUUCCAUCCUCCUUCUCGGAGGCUGUCCUGAGAUAUGCACGACACCAGUUCGAACUUGAUAGACUGAUUUCCGACGUCAAACAACAACUUUACCAUCUGCCCAACGACUCCUCCUGGUUUCCAAUGCCUCGAAACCCGACUGACCAACAAGGAAGAAUCAAACAAGAGCUCGUGAAUUGGUGGCGAGAGGUGUCUGAAGAAUCUUUUGAGUUCCCCGGUGUUGACAACCGACAGCGUCGCAUCUGGAAGCUGAAGCUGAAGAUCAAGUAUCACACCACGAUGGUGAUGCUGUACCAGCCUUCACAGGUCAUUCGAAACCCUCCUCCCGAGUCUCUCCAGAUCUGCUUCAACAAUGCUUCCUCCAUUCUGCAGGACUACCAAAUGUUGCACGAUAUGCAAGGUCUUCAUCAUGGAUGGCGAACGGUCCAAAACAUUUUCGCGGCCGGGGCGACGCUGAUCUAUUCUUUCUGGACGUGCCCCAUCGUCCGUCAAAGCGCGUCCACGGCCGACCUUUCCAAAAGUCUGCGCGCUUGUUCAGGUCUCUUGGCAGUUGGUGGGGAAUGGUGGCCGUCUGUCAAAAGGGGACAGAGAAGUUUCGGGGCUAUUGUCGACCUCACAGUCCGCAAACUUUACACCGGCAAUAUGCCAUCAAAGAAUCCCAGACUCUUCAUGCCUCUCAGCGCGGAAGACGGAGAGACUGCGAUUGAGAACUCAGAAGGAGCACCUGUCUAUGAUGCAACUGGGCAGCAGUCCGACCUUUCCCACAUAGCGCUCAACGGCGCAGACGCACCCUGGCACCAGAUGGCGGGAGCCUCGAUGGAGCUACCGAAUGCCCACGACCCGGCCUUUCGACUGUCCGGACUUGAAGCAGGAGCUGCUACGAAUUGUUCAUGGCAUCGCAAUGACCAGCACGGUUUGGUAUCGCAGUACGAGUGGAAGGAGAAUGAAAAAGAUGCCGUGCCCUUGGAAGUUCCGUUAAGUCCUUUGGAGCCGUACAACCCAUUGGAUUAUGGAUCGCGACUAGAAGCCCUUCAUGACCUGCAAAAGUCCAAUAAACGACCCCUGACUCUCUCCGAAAAGAUCCUAUACAGCCACCUAGUCCCCGGCAACGAUGGGUGGUCGCUCGACGAAAUACAUCGAGGCAAGACAAUAUUGCGCCUGCGAGCCGAUCGAGUAGCAUGUCACGAUGCCACAGCAACAAUGGCCUUGCUUCAGUUCAUUAGCGCUGGUCUUCCACGCGUCAAAGUUCCGACAUCCGUACACAGUGACCACCUGAUCGUUGCCGAGAAAGGUGACAAGGAGGAUCUCGUCCGUGCCGCUAGCGACCACGAAGAGGUGUACGCCUUUCUCGGCAGUGCGACGAGGAAAUACGGAAUCGGGUACUGGAAGCCAGGAGCGGGAAUCAUACACACAACCAUCUUCGAGAACUACGCAUUUCCAGGCGGCCUGAUGAUUGGCACAGACUCGCACACACCGAAUGCCGGAGGAAUGGGCAUGCUAGGCAUCGGUGUCGGUGGAGCUGAUGCUGUCGAUGCAAUGUCUGGUAUGCCGUGGGAGCUCGUCUGUCCAAAGGUCUGCGGCGUGCGCCUGACCGGCAAACUCCAGGGAUGGAGCUCGUCAAAGGACAUAAUCUGCAAGCUUGCGGGUAUCCUCACUGUUUCUGGAGGUAAAGGCAAGGUCAUUGAGUUCUUUGGUCCAGGCACCGAAACGCUGGGAGCUACGGCAAUGGCAACCGUCUGCAACAUGUCUGCCGAAAUUGGGUCAACGUCUUGCGUGUUCCCUUACUCUGAAGCCAUGUCACGAUACCUAUCAGCCACGAAUCGGAAGAAUAUCGCCAACUAUGCCGAUAUUUUCAAACAGCCACUUCUUGUUGGAGACGAGGGCUGCGACCGCUAUUACGACGAAAUAAUCGAGAUAGACCUGUCAUCCCUUGAGCCUCACAUUAAUGGCCCCUUCACCCCAGAUCUAGCACACCCACUAUCUCAAUUCAAACGACACGUCAGCGAGAGCUCAUGGCCGUCAGACAUCUCUUGCAGUCUAGUCGGGAGUUGCACCAAUAGCUCGUACGAAGAUCUAGAAAAGGUUCGCCAUCUCGUCGUUCAAGCCAAGGAAGCUGGGCUAGAGAAGACAAAGACUCGGUUCCUGGUCAGCCCAGGAAGUGAGCAAAUCCGUGCUACGGCAGAGGAGGAAGGGAUUCUCGAUACGCUCAGACAAGCUGGAGCUGUUGUUUUGAGUAAUUCCUGUGGCCCAUGUGUUGGACAAUGGGAUCGGGAAGACGUCGAUGUGAAGAACGCCGAGAGGAACUCGGUCAUUUCCAGCUUCAACCGCAACUUCACAGGUCGCCAUGACAGCAAUCCGGCCACUCAUUCUUUUGUCACAUCACCUGAGCUUGCCGCAGCAUUCGCCUUCGCUGGCAAUCUCACGUUCAACCCCAUGACUGAUGACAUCCCCAUACCUGGUCCUCAUGGUGCUCCCAAGAAGUUCCGUUUCACGCCCCCUCAAGCUGCCGAGCUCCCGAUGGCCUUCUCUCCAGGCGCCGACCGUUUUCAACCUCCUGUACUAUCGGACACAACAGACUUGAAAGUCAACAUCCUCCCUUCCAGCGAUAGACUCCAACUCCUUACACCAUUUGACGGAUGGCAAGUCGGCAAAGCGCGUGACAUGAACAUCCUGAUCAAGGUGCGUGGAAAAUGUACGACAGAUCAUAUCUCGCCCGCUGGUCCUUGGUAUAAGUACCGGGGCCAUCUGGAGAAUAUCAGCAACAACAUGCUCCUCGGAGCCACCAACGACUUCUUAGGCGACGCCAGCUCAUUGAACAUGGUUGGCAAAGCCAUGGAUCCGGUCGAUGGCCAAAUCAAACCCGUGCCUCAAGCUGCGAGAAGCAUGAAGAGCGCUGGCAUCAGGUGGUGCAUCAUCGGAGAUGAUAAUUACGGCGAAGGAAGCUCGCGAGAACAUGCUGCGCUGGAGCCGCGAUAUCUGGGUGGUGUUGCCGUCAUUGCCAAGAGCUUUGCCAGAAUUCACGAGACGAACUUGAAGAAGCAGGGCAUGUUACCGCUUACGUUCAGUGAUCCCGCAGACUACGGCAAAAUACAGAAAGGGGACCAAAUCACGCUUGCAGACGUCGAAGAUGCUGAUUUGCGGCCCGAUAAACAAGUAACCAUGGAGGUCGUCACCCUACAAGGUUCCAGGUGGACGACCAAGUUGAAUCACAGUUUCGAAAUCAACCAGAUUGAAUGGUUGCGGGCGGGGAGUGCGCUUAACCACAUCAAGCGCGUUGCACUUCGUGGCGAAGCAUGA